Molecule: messenger RNA, 11429 nt
Organism: Apus apus (common swift)
Lineage: Eukaryota; Metazoa; Chordata; Aves; Apodiformes; Apodidae
Gene: SORL1
Product: sortilin related receptor 1
Exons: 48
Coding region: 144-6470 (2108 amino acids)
Biological process (GO): post-Golgi vesicle-mediated transport; protein retention in Golgi apparatus; protein targeting to lysosome
Cellular component (GO): membrane; Golgi apparatus
Molecular function (GO): protein binding
Source: RefSeq, a predicted model, not a curated record
GGGGGGCUGCGGGCGGCCGCUCCGCGCUGCUCCUCCGCGCCCCUCCGCCCGCUGAGCCCCCCCGGAGCCUCCGCGCUGCGCCGCGCCCGCCGGAGCCCAUCCAGGUGUACGGACAGGUCAGCCUCAACGAUUCCCACAAUCAGAUGGUUGUUCACUGGGCAGGAGAGAAGAGCAACGUGAUCGUGGCCUUGGCCAGAGACAGCCUGUCUUUGCUGGGUCCCAAGAGCAGUGAUGUGUACGUUUCAUAUGACUAUGGGAAGAGUUUUAAGAAGAUUUCAGAGAAGUUCAGCUUUGGUGCAGGGAACAGCAGUGAGGUGGCCAUUGCCCAGUUCUACCACAGCCCGGCUGACAACAAGAGGUAUAUCUUUGUGGAUGCCUUCGUCCCAUACCUCUGGAUCACCACCGACUUCUGCAACAGUAUCCAGGGCUUCUCAAUUCCCUUCAGAGCAGCAGAUCUCCUCCUGCACAGCAGGAACCCCAACCUCCUCUUGGGUUUCGACAGGUCACAUCCUAAAAAACAGCUCUGGAAAUCAGAUGAUUUCGGCCAGACCUGGAUAAUGAUUCAGGAACACGUGAAGUCCUUUUCUUGGGGAGUUGAGCCCUAUGACAAACCAGACACCGUGUACAUCGAGCGGCACGAGCCUUCGGGGGCUUCCACUGUCAUUCGCAGCACCGACUUCUUUCAGAGCAGAGAAAACAAAGAAAUAAUCCUGGAAGACGUUGAAGACUUCCAGCUGAGGGACAAAUACAUGUUUGCAACCAAGUCGGUGCGUUUGCAAGGCAGCUCUGAGCCACCUUCAGCCCAGCUCUGGGUGUCCUUCAACCGCAAGCCGAUGCGCGUGGCACAGUUCGUCACCAAGCAUCCAAUUAAGGAAUAUUAUGUUGCCGAUGCCUCGGAGGACCAGGUGUUUGUGUGUGUCAGCCACGAUAACAACCGCACCAACCUCUACAUCUCAGAGGCAGAAGGCCUCAAGUUCUCCCUCUCUUUAGAAAACGUGCUCUACUACAGUCCGGGCGGAGCUGGAAGUGACACCUUAGUCAGGUAUUUUGCCAACGAGCCCUUUGCUGACUUCCACCGGGUGGAGGGCGUGCGGGGGGUCUACAUCGCCACGCUGAUCAACGGCUCCUUCAGCGAGGAGAACAUGCGCUCGGUCAUCACCUUCGACAAGGGGGGCACCUGGGAGCUGCUGCAGCCCCCGGCCCAGACACGCUACGGGGAGCAGAUCGACUGCCAGCUCUCCCAGGGCUGCUCUCUCCACCUGGCCCAGCGCCUGAGCCAGCUGCUCAACUUCCAGCUGCGCAGGAUGCCCAUCCUCUCCAAGGAGUCGGCGCCGGGACUGAUCAUCGCCACCGGGUCUGUUGGCAAGAACAUGGCAAGGAAAACCAACGUCUAUGUCUCGAGCAGUGCUGGAGCAAGGUGGAGAGAGGCACUGUCUGGACCCCACUAUUACACCUGGGGUGACCACGGUGGCAUUCUGGUGGCCAUUGCUCAAGGCACUGAGACUGACCAGCUCAAGUACAGCACCAACGAAGGGGAAACCUGGAAAACUUUCACUUUCUCAGAGAAGCCCGUGUUUGUGUACGGCCUGCUCACCGAGCCCGGGGAGAAAAGCACCAUUUUCACCAUCUUUGGCUCCUAUAAGGAGAAUGGCCACAGCUGGCUGAUACUGCAGAUCAACACUACUGACGUGCUGGGGGUCCCUUGCACAGACAAUGACUACAAGCUGUGGUCACCCUCCGACGAGCGAGGCAAUGAAUGCUUACUGGGGCAUAAAACUGUCUUCAAAAGGAGGACUCCUCAUGCGACCUGUUUCAAUGGGGAAGAUUUUGACAGGCCUGUCAUGGUCUCCAACUGCUCUUGUACAAGGGAGGACUUUGAAUGUGAUUUUGGCUUUAAACUGAGUGAUGACUUAUCAUUAGAAGUGUGUGUCCCUGACCCUGAAUUUGCUGGGAAACUCUACGACCCACCAGUCCCUUGCCCUGUUGGCUCAACUUACAGGAAGACUCGAGGCUACCGAAAGAUCUCUGGGGACACUUGCACAGGUGGAGACAUCGAGUCGCGGCUGGAAGGGGAGCUGGUACCGUGCCCACUCGCUGAGGAGAACGAGUUCAUUCUCUACGCCACCCGUUACUCCAUCCACCGCUACGACCUGGCCUCUGGUGUCAGUGAGGAGCUGCCCCUGGCUGGGCUGAGAGGGGCUGUUGCCCUGGACUUUGACUAUGACCACAACUGCCUGUACUGGGCCGACGUCACUCUUGACAUCAUCCAGCGUCUUUGUCUCAACGGCAGCUCUGGGCAGGAAAUAAUCAUAAGCACCGGGCUGGAAACAGUGGAAGCUUUGGCCUUUGAACCUCUCAGUCAGUUGCUGUACUGGGUCAAUGCUGGGAUUCCCAAAAUAGAGGUUGCCAACCCAGAUGGAGACCUACGACUCACUGUCCUCAAUUCCUCCAUCCUUGAACGACCCAGAGCCCUCACCCUGGUUCCCCAAGACGGGUUGAUGUUCUGGACAGACUGGGGAGACUCCAGAGCUGGCAUUUACAGAAGUGACAUGGAUGGCUCAUCAGCCAGGUGCAUCGUUUCGGAGGGCGUGCGGUGGCCAAACGGCAUUUCCGUGGAUGACAGCUGGAUCUACUGGACUGAAGCCUACAUGGACAGGAUUGAGAGGGUGGAUUUCAACGGGCUGCAGAGAUCUGUCAUCCUGGACAGCCUCCCUCACCCCUACGCUAUUGCUGUAUUUAAGAAUGAAAUCUACUGGAAUGACUGGUCACAGCUGAGUAUUUUCAGAGCAUCCAAAACCAGCGGCUCCAGAAUGGAGAUCUUGGUUGGCCGAUUAAAUGGGAUCAUGGAUAUGAAAAUCUUUUACAGAGGAAAGACAACAGGGAAGAAUGCCUGCAUUGCCAAGCCCUGCAGCCUGCUCUGCCUGCCCAAGUCAAACAACGGCAGGAGCUGCAAGUGCCCUGAAGGGGUGUCCAGCACCGUGCUGCCCACAGGGGACGUGAAGUGUGACUGUCCUCAUGGCUACAUCAUGAAGAACAACACUUGCAUAAAGGAAGAAAACACGUGUCUCCCGAACCAGUACAGAUGCUCCAAUGGGAACUGCAUAAACAGCAUCUGGCAGUGUGACAAUGACAACGACUGCGGGGACAUGAGCGAUGAGAAGAACUGCCCCACCACCGUGUGUGACGCCGACACCCAGUUCCGCUGCCAGGGCUCAGGGACCUGCAUCCCACUGUCCUACAAGUGUGACCUGGAGGAUGACUGUGGGGAUAACAGUGAUGAGAGUCACUGCGAGGCUCACCAGUGCAGGAGUGAUGAAUUCAGCUGCAGCUCAGGGAUGUGCAUUCGUCUCUCCUGGAUGUGUGAUGGUGACAACGACUGCAGGGACUGGUCCGAUGAAGCCAACUGUACUGUAUAUCACACCUGUGAGGCCUCCAGCUUCCAGUGCCAGAACGGCCACUGCAUCCCGCAGCGCUGGGCCUGCGACGGCGACGCCGACUGCCAGGAUGGCUCUGAUGAGGACCCUGCCAACUGUGAAAAGAAGUGCAAUGGCUUCCAGUGCCCCAAUGGCACCUGCAUCCCAACCAGCAAACACUGCGACGGCGUCAACGACUGCGCCGACACCUCGGAUGAGCAGCACUGUGAACCCCUGUGCACCCACUACAUGGAUUUUGUGUGCAAGAACAGGCAGCAGUGCUUGUUUCACUCCAUGGUGUGUGAUGGCAUCAUCCAGUGUCGGGAUGGAUCAGAUGAAGAUGCCAACUAUGCUGGCUGCUCCCAGGACCCCGAGUUCCACCGGACCUGUGACCAGUUCAGCUUCCAGUGCCAGAAUGGUGUGUGCAUCAGCCUGGUGUGGAAGUGUGAUGGGAUGGAUGACUGUGGUGAUCACUCCGACGAAGCAAACUGUGAAAACCCAACAGAGGCUCCAGACUGCUCCCGGUACUACCAGUUCCAGUGUGGGAAUGGGCACUGCAUCCCCAAGUGGUGGAAAUGUGACGAGGAGAAUGACUGUGGGGACUGGUCUGAUGAGAAGGACUGCGAGGGUGCUCCAGUUCACCCCCUGACCACCCUGCUCCCCCCGACCUGUUUACCCAAUCACUUCCGCUGCAACAGCGGCGCCUGCAUCACCAACGCCUGGGUCUGCGACGGGUACCGGGACUGCCCCGACGGCUCCGACGAGGAAGCCUGCCCGACCUCACGACCCAACGCGACGAGCCCCUCGCCGGCGCUCCCGGGACGUUGCAGCCGGUUCGAGUUCGAGUGCCAGCAGCUGCACAAGUGCAUUCCCAACUGGAAGCGAUGUGACGGCCUGAGGGACUGCCAGGAUGGCACGGACGAGAGGAACUGCCCUACUCACAGCACCCUGCUGUGCCCCAAUGGUUACAGAUGUGAGGAUGGAGAGGCCUGCAUUAUGGUGACCGAGCGGUGUGACGGGUACCUGGACUGCUCAGACAGCAGUGAUGAGAGGAACUGUACUGAUGACACAAUCGUGUACAAAGUCCAGAACCUGCAGUGGACAGCUGACUUCUCGGGGGAUGUCACUCUGACCUGGGCUCGGCCAAAAAGAAUGUCCUCCACCUCCUGUGUCUACAACAUCUAUUACAGGACGGUUGGUGAAAGCAUUUGGAAGAUUCUGGAAACCCACAGCAACAAAACCAAUGGCGUUUUGAAGGUCCUCAAGCCUGACUGUACCUAUCAGGUGAAGGUCCAAGUGCAGUGCCUCAGCAGAGUCUACAACACCAAUGACUUCAUCACCCUCCGGGCACCCGAAGGACUACCAGAUGCUCCCUUCAACCUCCAGCUGACCCUGAAGCAAGAAGCUGAGGGGGUGGUGACAAGCUGCUGGAGCCCCCCCGUGAACGCCCACGGCCUCAUCCGGGAAUUCAUCGUGGAAUACAGCAGGAGUGGCUCCAAGGAGUGGUCGUCCCUUAGGACCACCAAGAACUACACGGAGAUCAAGAACUUAGAGGUCAACACAUUAUACACAGUUCGAGUUGCUGCAGUAACUAGUCGAGGAGUGGGAAAUUGGAGUGAUUCCAAAUCCAUAACCACCACAAAAGGCAAAGUCAUUCCUCCUCCUCUCAUACACAUUGAGAGCUACAACGAGGACUCCAUAAGUUUCAGCCUAAAAAUGACAACUAAUAUUAAGGUCAGUGGGUAUGUUGUGAACAUCUACUGGACAUUUGAUGCCCACAAGCAGGAGAAAAGGACUCUGAUCAUCGAAGGAGAAAAGUCCCUUCAGAAAGUGGCCAAUUUGACAGCACAUACCCCCUAUGAAAUUUCUGCGUGGGCUAAAACAGAGCUGGGUGACAGCCCCCUGUCUUUUGCACACGUGGUGACCAGUGGGACCAGACCUGCAUCUCCGAGUCUGAAAGCCAAGGCCAUCAACCAGACUGCAGUGGAAUGCAGCUGGACAGGACCCAGGAAUGUCGUCUAUGGCAUCUUCUAUGCCACAUCCUUCCUGGAGCUGUACAGAAGCCCUCACAACACCAACACAACCUCCCACAACAUGACUGUGAUCGUGCAGAGGGACGAGCAGUACCUGUUUCUGGUCCGUGUGAUGUCUCCCUACCAAGGGCCACCAUCUGACUACGUCGUGGUGAAGAUGAUCCCAGACAACUGGCUUCCCCCUCGGCACCUCCACUCGGUGCACACCGGGAAGACCUUCGCUGUCAUUAAGUGGGAGUCACCCUACGACUCGCCCGACCAGGACAUGUUAUACGCUGUCGCAGUUAAAGAUUUAGUAAGAAAAACAGAUAAAAUCUACAAAGUGAAAACCCGGAACAGCACGGUGGAGUACACCAUUAAGAGACUUGAACCAGGAGGCAAAUACCAUGUGAUUGUUCAACUGGGAAAUAUGAGCAAAGAAUCCAGCAUGAAGAUCAACACAGUUCCACUGUCUGCACCAGAUGCCUUAAAAAUCAUAACAGAAAAUGACCACAUUCUGCUUUUCUGGAAGAGUUUGGCAUUAAAGGAAAGUAAUUUCAACGAAAGCCGGGGUUAUGAGAUUCACAUGUUUGACAGCCUGAUGAACAGCACAGCUUAUCUUGGGAAUACCACAGAAAACUUCUUCAAAGUUUCCAACCUGAAGAUAGGUCACAACUAUUCCUUCAGUGUCCAGGCCAGCUGCCUGUACAGCGGGCAGAUGUGUGGGGAGCCAGCCACGCUGCUCUAUGAUGAGCUGGGAACUGGUGCAGACUCCUCUGCAUCAAAAACCAGCCCAUCCACAGACGUGGCUGCCGUCGUGGUCCCGGUGCUGUUCCUGCUGCUGGUGACCCUGGGGAUUGGUUUUGUGGUGCUGUACAUGAGGCACAGGAGGCUGCAGAACAGCUUCACAGCCUUCGCAAACAGCCACUACAGCUCCCGCCUGGGCUCGGCCAUCUUCUCCUCAGGAGAUGAUUUAGGAGAUGAGGAUGACGAAGCCCCAAUGAUAACUGGAUUUUCAGAUGAUGUCCCCAUGGUCAUCGCAUGAAGCUCAUUCCUGACUGUAAAAACCAAAUGGUGUAAAUAUUUAAUUUGAUAAAGAUAGUUGAUUGUUUAUUUUAAAAAAAAAAUGCACUUUGAGUUGCAAUAUGUUAUUUUUAUAUGGGCCAAAAAUAAUAAUUAAUAAUAAUAAUAAUAAUUUUAAAAACACACUUUGUAGUAAUCAACUGUGAAUUGCAGACUAAGUUGGUUUAGUAAGAAAUUGCUUUGAUUUAACAUUAAUUUAGUCUUACAAGGCUAUGCUUGCUGGGCAUGCUUUUAAGUCUGUGAGAUACUUUCCGUUAACUAAAUUGGCUACUGGUUUUAUUUUUCUAAGACAAGAAAAUAAAUUUAUUUUAAAAAAAAUAAUUCAGGAGAUUAUAUAUGGAGAGAGAGAGAGAGAGAAGUAAUAUAAUCCCUGAAGGUUUUGCUUUUACUUAAGAAAAAAACAAAACAAAAACAAAUAUCCUUUGGACUUUGUUUUGUAUGAAAGUAUUUUUGUUGUGUUAAUUUAUUGGGAAGUCUGCUUGAGAACAGAUUUCCAAAGUCAUCAGACAUUGUACACAUUGUUGUGUAGAACAUGUGCCACUUUAUCUAGCAAGGCAGUAGUAUCUUGGCAUCCCCAUCAUUGUUCUUGCCAUGAUAAUAAAACAAUCCUUAUUUUUUACUUAUUUCCCUCCCCCCCUUAAUAAAAGACAGAAUCUUUCAGGAAUCUCAGAGCCCAAGUCAAGAUUCUGCAGCAUGUAUUUUAUAGGUGAGUUCAGCCUCUGGCUGCCCUACCAAGCUGUGCUGCCAAGAGUCAUGCAGACCCUCGUGUGUGGGUUCCAUGUGCCACAGGUCAUUGGCAGGUGGAUUUCUGGGGUUCUGCCUGCAGGAGAGAGGUGACCCCUAGGCAGCAGCACUGCAGGAUCUUUCUGCAGCAGUGUGCUAGACCCAGGCUUUGCAGUUUUCACCCUCACUUUCAGGUCAGAGAAUCAUCCUAGAAUAGUUUGAGUUGGAAGAUCCAACCCCUUGCACGGGCAGGGACACCUCCCACCAGCCCAGGCUGCUCCAAGCCCCAUCCAACCUGCCCUUCAACACUGCCAGGGAUGGGGCAGCCACAGCUUCCCUGGGCAGCCUGUCCCAGGGUCUCACCACCCUCACACUCCAGAAUUCCCUCCUCAUGUCUCACCUCAAUCUCCCUCCUCCAGUUUUCAUCCCUUCCCCCUUGUCCUCUCCCUCCCUGCCCUUGUCCCAAGUCCCUCCCCAUCUUUCCUGGAGCCCCUUCAGGCACUGGAAGGUGCUCUAAGGUCUCCCUGGAGCCUUCUCUUCUCCAGGCUGAACACCCCAACUCUCAGCCUGUAGCAGUAAUCACCGUGUGCAGGAACAACCCACUGUGCCCUCACAACCUGCUGCCCACACCCGCGCCCAUCACGAGUGGCCAAAUUUAAUCUGUAGUUUCCAUCAGUAAAAAAACAAACAACCCACAACCUGAAGUGAAAGCACACCCCUUAAGACACAGUUCCCACUAAUCAGGACCUUUCCUUCGUGGAGCUUCUCCAAGAUGCUCCUAUGUUGGUGGGACAGAAGGGGGAGCCUCCACUGUGAGCAGCCAGGGAGCAGCUUUGCAUACAGAUUUUCCAUGCUCACACAGGGCAGUGAUUACUAAACAUCUAAAUUCAUUUGGUUUACAGCAGGGAUUCGAUCCCCCCUUCAUUAGCAUUUCCUAAAAGCAGCUGUACUUUUACCAUCAGCUUGAGAAGGAACGCAUUAUAUACAUGCAUAUAUAUUAUUUUCCCAUCACCACUCAUCUCACGUUUCCACUAGACAUAAUGCUGGCUGCAGAGCUAAGCAGCAGACAUGUCUGGUUGCCACUGUCAAGCCUUUUUUUUUGUGCUAGAAAAAUGUGAAUCUCACCACAAAUCCCACCACUUGCCAACCCAUGAGCCAAUGUUCCCGGGUCAGGCCUGUCCUUGCUCUAUAUAUGCAAACCCUCCCCCCAGUAAAAUACAGCACACUGUCUUCUCACACUGUUUCCUUUGUUUAAACCAAAAGUAUUUUUGCUGUGUAAACCAAGUUCUAACAGAAGUCUUCCUACAGAUGAGAGAGGCCAGCUAUGUUUUGAUACACAACUGAUCCCUUUCAUUUCACAUACUGAAAAUGUAUAAAAAAAAAGUUGAAGUUCUCUAUGGUUUGAUACUCUAUAGAAAUACUAACUCUAUUUUCAAUUACUGGUGGUGUCCUUUCCCAGAGACAGGUUUUCUUUUUGCCCCCCAAAGCUGGGACCAAACUAGAAUCAGAUUUUUAUAAGUAGCAGCAGAGUUGCAGUAUUUUUACCUUGUUAGGGGGUCAGGUGAUGUUCAGGAGUCAAAAUGUUGAGUAAAUCAACCCAGCCUCUACAGCUCAAUUUUGAGUAAAUCAACCCAGCCUCUACAGCUCAAUUUUGAGUAAAUCAACCCAGCCUCUACAGCUCAAUUUUGAGUAAAUCAAGCCAGCUUGUAUAGCUCAGUUUGCCUAAACUUACAGCUACGCAGGGAGACCAGAAUCUGACUCAGAGCCUAAGAUGGAAAUCAAAGCAUUUUCUACAGGAAAAAAAGCCUAAGAGCAGAGAGAAAAGAGUGCUGAGCCCCUUCCUAAUUAAGCAAGUAUUUCUGGCACAGGUAACUGAAAACUACAGGAUAGUAUCCCAGAAGCUGGUACCUCUCUGGUGAUAAUUACUGUGUUUUAAAUACUGCUGCUUUAUAUCCCCCACUCCAGUAAGGCCAGCAGAAUGUAGCCCAUCUCUAACUGGAAGAGAGAUGCCAAGGGGCACCCUUGUAACUGCAGCAACCCCGGGGUUGGAUGCUUUCAAGGGGGGACAGGUCACUUCUGGCCACUCUGAAAGGCUCCUUUGUGCUCCUGGCUCAGCCAGGCUGGGAUGGAGUUCAGCCAAGCCUUGGGUUGUGAUACUGCCCUCAAAAACUGCCCUCAAAAGCAGCACUCUUGGCUCCCUGUGCCUUGCCUGGACACUCCUGGGUUGCCCUGCCCUCCCAGACCUCCCCUUCAUUGCAGAAAUCACCCCUGUGCUCUCAGCAAAGCAACUUCCCAGGGCUAGGGUAUUUUAUAUGGAGAUAGAGAAGUCUAAGCCCCAGGCUGGGAGGGAGCAGGACAGAUGCAGUUCUGGGUAAAUUGUAUAUUUUUAUGAACUUUUGAAGCACGGAAUCGUGUUCACAGAGACAUAUAGGGGGUGGGAGGGUUCUGGUGUAAAUAGAUGUGGAUGCAUAUUUUGUUCUGGUUUUGUUUCAGUAGCCUUUUGCAUUGUGACAGGAAUGACUGCCCUGACUUUUGGGAGGUGACCUGGGUUUACCUCAGAGCAGCCCGGGAAAAUGUUUGGAUCCAUAAGGAAAAAAAAGAAGAAAAGGGGGUAUGGGAAGUACCCUGGUUAGGAGGAACUUCUUCCAGUUCAUUUGUGUUUGCACCCAUUUCAGGUUUCACUGCAGAUGCCUGCUAGUAACUCUUAAGUCCAUUUGAACAAAAGACUAAAGUCCAACACUAACAUCUGGAGGGGUCUGGGAGCUUCAUUUUGCUUUGGCUGGGGUUUGUUUUUGAGGGUUUCUUCUGCAUUUUUUGGUGGGGUUGGAGUUUUAGUUUUUCACAAGAGAAGAACAAGGAGGUGCCAUUUCCCAGGCUUGGGAUGUGAACACCUGUUCAAGGUCCAAAGAAGCCAUCCUUUCAAAUCACAUUGCUCCUCCUGCCUCUUCCAUGACACAGUUGUGUCUUGCUGCCCACCCCAGCUCCCACAGCCACCUGCAGAUGCCACCAGCUUGGGAGCCAGCAGAGCAGAAUCCCGUGCCCCAGGGAAAGGUCAGUUUCAGAGAGGGGUGUCACACUGAGCAAAGGGGGACACUGUGCAUGCAGAUGUUUAUUUCAUCUGCAGAGUAGUUGCCACCCUGUAAGUCUGCACCCCAGCUAACCCUGCCCACAACCUGUUCCACGUGCUCCUACCUUGACACAGCCUCAGCUGCAGGUUUAGCUUUGGGAAAAGACUGUUUUCCUUGGACAGAGAUCAGGCUACACAGAGAUGUACAGGAGCACAUACCCAGCCAGAAAGGGAGGAGCAAGAACACAUGUGCACGUGCCAUGGUAGUGCUGGCUGCCAACAGCCACACCAUCAUCUUUUGGCCUCAUCAACGAGGCACCUUUGUGCUUGCAGGUGGCCUUGGUAGUCCCAGAAUGGUAUUACUGCUUCCUGCUGGUUUCUGAAAACCCUGGGAGAAGUGUCUUGAAAGCUCCUGUCUGGGUGGAGAGGGAUGUGCCUCUCCCAGACAACCAGCAGGGCAGGGUUAUUUUACUAAUCCUGAUUCUGGAGUCACCAAGCCCAGCCCCAAACUCACAUCAGCCACCAGGGAACCCUCACCUGAGCCAGCAGCUCUCCCUGAGCAGCACAGCCUUUCCUCACAGGGCAGGUUUAGGAUCUGCAUAUCCUUGAGAUCUCUUUGUAGGGACAGAGGAGUAUUUCAUGACAUAAAACUCGUAUGACCAAAAUAACAUUUUCUGAAACAAUUUAAAGUCUCUUUCAAAUGGACUUCAGAGGGGAAACGGUGCAAUUGAGGUAGCUACUGGUGGACCCAGAGAGCAUCUCCAUGACUGGAACUAGCUCUAUCAUUUAUAAUUAAUCUUUGAAAAGGUACAGCAGUCUACAAGCAGCCAGUCUAUAAUGAGUUUUUGAGAGCUAGUGUCAACUUCUAAUCUGGUUCCUUAAGUGAAGUUUAAUACUGUACCAUUUGAAUUGCUACUCUGUCUCUUUUGGUUUAUUCAUCCACUGAUUUCUGCUGUUAUAAUUGCACAAUUUUGAAGGAUUUUUUGUCUGUCAAUUUAUUAUUUUUUUUUUCCACUUAAUGGUAAUAAUAAAAAUGGACUGGGUAAACAAAACAAUUUCUGGUUUCCAAAAUGAUUAUCUAGCCUCUGUGUGUCUAGUGCAAUAAAAAGGAGACUUGUUUUUUUGUUGGUU